This is a messenger RNA of Lycium barbarum (goji berry), 1062 nucleotides long. RefSeq lists its product as uncharacterized. Gene Ontology annotation, molecular function: nucleic acid binding; RNA-DNA hybrid ribonuclease activity. NCBI's taxonomy places the organism in Eukaryota, Viridiplantae, Streptophyta, Magnoliopsida, Solanales, Solanaceae. The record is from RefSeq and is a predicted model, not a curated record. The transcript is spliced from 4 exons. Bases 314 to 757 code for a protein of 147 amino acids.
AAAAAGUUAAAUCUCUUCGUGAUGACUUGGUACAGAUGAUGACACUGUAAGUUUCGCUACUUUGACAUUAUUCCUUUUGUUAAAUAUACUAAGUUCUUUUAUCUGAUAUGAUAGCUGUGUCAAAUAUAUUUCUCAGCAGUUGAAGAGCUCCUGAAUCAAGCGGAACAAGAUUACUAUAUUGGCUGAACUGUUUCAGGACAAAUAAUUCUUCAUGCGGUCUCAUGGUUUGCGGGCGAGCUGUUAAGGUGAUGAAUCUGAAGAUAGCAAAGAUAUUAUCGAGGAAGAUGAUGAUGACCAGAAUAAAGAGGAGGUGAUGGAAAAGAAGGAAAAGAACGAUGGCGAUCAGACAAAGUCGAAUGGUUGUAAGUCGAAGGACAGAGGAACUGAAAAUGAUAGCCAUGGAGAUGGCAGCAGGAGGACUGAGGGACCAAUUGGGGCUGGUGGAAUUUGUAGAGAUCAUCUAGGUAAUUUGAUCAUGGCAUUCCAGCAAUCUCUGGGAACUGGUAGCAGCAAUCUGGCCGAGGCAAAGGCAGCUAUGAUAGGUCUUAAGUGGUGCAAGGAGUACGGUGUACCUUGGUUAUUACAAGAAGUUUUCAAUGAAAGUCGGAAGGUAAUCGAUGAAAGUAAUUGCAUCAUUCAACAUUGUUAUAGAGAAGGAAAUCAAGUGGUGGACGCAUUGGCAAAGGCAAGUUUGAUAAUACCAAACCAAGUUUCUAAUUCGGCGAAUGACUUGCCUAGCUAUGCUAAAGGUCCUUAAAGGCUUGACUGGAUAAUGAUGCCAUCUUUUAGACACAAGCACAAGAAGCACCAGUUUGUUUAAAUCAGUUGUUUAGUUUCCAGGUUGCCCCUCCUUAUACCCCUGUAUCUUUUUGUAUAUGUUUACCGGAGGGAACUUGGUUUUUAAUGUUAUUCCUUCUUAUGUAUAGCUGCUUCAUUGGGACUAUGGAUUCAUGGAAAUCCUGCAAGUUUGUACAUAAUUUUUGGUAAUGAUAUAAAGGGCCACGCCACCAUAUGGCGUAGUUGCAUUUAAAUAAAUAAAAAACGGUUUAGUUAUUCGUUCAA